Molecule: messenger RNA, 975 nt
Organism: Leptosia nina
Lineage: Eukaryota; Metazoa; Arthropoda; Insecta; Lepidoptera; Pieridae
Source: the annotation of a GenBank genome assembly
AUGCUAAAUGAAGUUUUAAAUCAUUUGAAACCAGCUGAUAAUGAAGUAUACAUUGAUAUGACUUUUGGUGCUGGAGGUCAUACUCAGAAAAUUUUAAAAUCAUGCAACUGUAAAAUAAUCACACUAGACAGAGACCCAAACGCAUAUGAAAGGGCCCAGAAACUAUCUGAUAAGUAUCCUAACAGGAUAACACCUUUACUAGGAAGAUUUAGUGAAUUACCUGCUUUGCUUAAAGAGAAGGGUAUUAAACAAUCUUCAGUAGAUGGUAUACUAUUUGAUUUUGGCUGCUCAUCUAUGCAAUUGGAUAAUGGUGAGAGAGGCUUUUCUAUUAGUAAAAAUGGUCUUCUUGACAUGAGAAUGGACGCUGGUCGUGAUCCCAAUCAAAUAACGGCCAGAGAGGUCCUAGCGACGGCCAAUGAACAGGAACUAUACAAGAUAUUUAAGGUAUAUGGGGAAGAGAAGAAGGCUGCAAAAAUUGCCCAAACCAUAAUACAAGCAAGGUAUAUGAUCAAAAAUAUUGACACAACUAAGGAAUUGGUAGAGGUUGUGGAUUCAUGCUGUCCAAAUGAAUUUCGGUUGGAUAAACUACAAAGGCCCCAAUCGAAUGCCACAAAAGUAUUUCAAGCGCUACGUAUAUUUGUUAAUAAUGAACUCAACGAGUUGAAUUAUGGGAUGGUGUUAGCAAAAUAUUACUUGAAGUUGAAUGGUAGGCUAGUAACUAUAUGCUUUCACUCUUUGGAAGACACUAUAGUGAAACGUCAUAUUGCUGGAAAUAUAGUCAAUGAAUCUGCAAAUCCAGUUCCUUUACGAUACCUAAACCCCCUUAUAGUACAAGAUAAGGAUACAAUCAAUCAGUUCUUAGAUACACCAUGGAAAGCAUUGAACAAGCACGUAGAUAUCCCAACUGAUGAUGAAAUAGCUAGUAAUCCAAGAAGUAGAAGUGCAAGAUUAAGAGCAGCAAUAAAAAUCAAGUAG